Thalassophryne amazonica is the source of this 2192-nucleotide messenger RNA. RefSeq names its product interleukin-10 receptor subunit beta-like. The transcript has 8 exons. Gene Ontology annotation, molecular function: protein binding. NCBI's taxonomy places the organism in Eukaryota, Metazoa, Chordata, Actinopteri, Batrachoidiformes, Batrachoididae. The coding region runs from base 181 to 1776 and encodes 531 amino acids. The record is from RefSeq and is a predicted model, not a curated record.
UACAUUUUACACGAUGCAAGUGAAUGCAACGGUGCUAACUGUACGGGCGAGGUAGUGUGAUUUUGUCUGUUGUGGCCCAAAGUCGUGAAUAAACUUCUUCGGCACAGUAAUAAGGAAAGUGAAAGCUGCAGCAGUGAGCUGUGGAGCUGAUGGAAGCGCUGUGGAGAUGGUCUAACCAUCAUGGCUGCUCUCUUCUGGAUGCCUCUGUGGCUAUCUCAGGUCUUGCCAGCUAUGAGUAAGCUUCCUCAUCCCUUCAACUUGAAUCUGUCUUCCAUCGAUUUAAUUCAUCAGCUGAUGUGGGAGCCUGGGCCAGGCACAGCCAACAUAGUCAACUACAGUGUCUCAGUUCAUUCAGUAAAGGGAAUCUCCUGGGAGUCUGUGGCUGGCUGUGAGAAUGUCCAACAUCCCCUGGUUUGCAAUCUAACAGCGGCCUUUUCUAACCCAAGAGUGGAUUACUAUACCAAGGUCACAGCACAUCUGGGAGCAGAAACCUCGCAUGAAACAACCCUGAAACCAUUUAGGCCAAUCAGAGACACUCACCUGGACCCGCCCCUAUUGACUGUGACUUCCUGUGGUAGAGACGUGUGUGUCGACCUUCAUCCUCCAUUGGAGCGCCUCCGGGACAUCUACGACUCUUUUCAUUACAAACUUCAGAUUACCAACAACAGCCCAAACAGUACUCCGGUUUCUAAGGAUACUAAGACCCUGAAUAGAGUAAUUUGGAGACACCUGGCUCAGGGCAGAAAGUACUGUGUCUCUGUCAAGUUCUCAGACACUCAUGUGCCCAGACACUCCAACUACAGUCAACCCAAAUGUACUGUAAUUACUGGAGUCUCUCCCACAGAGCCUUGGAUUCUAAUGUUGCUCUUUUUGUUGCUGUUGCUUUGUGGGGUCCUAGUAAUACUGGUUGUUACUGGUGUCAUUCCUUUGAAAAGAAAUUCACUUCCACAAGUACUGAGCUCAAUUCGUCACAUUGAAGAGAGGCUCUUAUUUCCCAGCAGCGCAGCCUUUUCCUCCCUCUUUUUUAGUGAGCCCACAGCGCCCUCUUCAGGAAUAAAGACAACAAGACAAGCAGGAACAGAUGAGGGCGAUGCCGAGAGCUUAUUGGAGAGCACUGGGGGGAGUAGGAAAGGAUAUAAACUCCGCUUGGGAACUAAUGUGGUUGUGGCCUUUUCUUCACUGGCUCCGUCAUCGCUGACCUCACCUCUGCACCGUGAACCUGGACUCGGCUCUAACUCCUCCUCGCAGCAAAACCCUGUGUUUGUGCAGUCAGACUCCUCCUCAGGAUCCGACUGCAGGCGUUCUCACCUCAGUCUGCAGACUGGAGCUUCUGUGGACACCAACACGUCUGCCAUGUUGGAGGAGGCACCGACCACGUCUGCACUGCUGCUUCAGGACGGUCAGACAAACUCAACCCAGGGUGCAUCAGAGCCUCAUCUGUCUGCACACACAGAUGCUUUAAAUGAAGAAGAGGAGGUGGUGACAAAGGGCAGGAACCAGGACGUGAACCUCCUCACAUUAACAUUUGGUGGUCACGAGGAGGAGAAAGAGCACACUGACACGCCAGAUGUGACCUCUCCUUCUGUCUCGGCAUCAAACAUUUCACACAGCACUCUGACGGCGACUUCAAUCCCGUCAGAUGCCACAGAAACAGCAGUGGACAUGGGUGCAUGUGACAUCAGACAGCAAACAGAAGAAGAAGAUGAUGAUGAUGAAGAAGAGUCUUCUGGAUACAUGAGCCGUGCACAGACACAUUCCCAACAGAACGUUGUGUAGAUGGUGGAAAUUCUUACAAGUCAGAGUUUUUGUUUCAGUUUAGACUGAAAAAACGUCACCAGUGUGUGACACAUCCUGUGUCAGUGUCAUCAUAACAUUCACAUUUAGGGAUUUUAGAUUUAAGUUCACAUACGUUCAGGUUCAUUUCUGUCAAACCAUCAUGACUUCCAUGAACUGCUGUUGUAGAACCCCAGAGAGUCUGGGCUUCGAGAAGCAACCACUUACGUCAAGAUUUUUGUAUUUUUUGUAAAAGGAAACUGAAACUGCAGUUUGGGGUUCAGCCUCAACAACUGUGUUUACACACAUGUACAACACCGUCGGGUGGUACUGCUGAUAACUGCUCCUGUGUACAGCAGUACGACUUAUUACAGUGAUUCAUAACUUUGUACUUACUAUUUAUAAAAUACUGAUCCAUA